AGAUAGAAAAGUGAAUGGAAAUAUUCAAACCCUCAGAGAAAAACAGGCUGUUUGAUCCUGUCUCUCUGAUCCUCCUCUUCUUCAACUGUCACCAAAAAGGAUCGUCAGGGGCGGCGAAACGUGCGGAGCUUCUUGCAUGCGCAGUGUAUAAAGGGAUAUCGCGUGAGUGAAAACGUUGUUCACAGUCUGUAGAAAAAGGCGGAAGAAACAAUCGUGUAGUACAACGGUGAAUUUCUGUAAAACCUAGGCAAUCGUGAGAAUGAUAUUUCUACAAACUGCUGCCUUCUUGGGGAUCCUCUGUGUGGUUUCAGCUCAGUAUCGGAAUGUUGCCCUUCAAGGUCGAGCAACUCAGUCCUCAAUUUUAAACAUAGUACAAUAUGGCUACCUGUCAGAAGCAAUAAAUGCAAUAGAUGGGAACCCGGACCCUGAAUUUAACCAUGGUUCCUGCACACAUACACAUAAUUACAUGUCUCCUUGGUGGAGGGUGGACUUGCUGAAACCGUACAGAAUUGAAUACAUCACGAUCACUAAUAGAAUUACAGCGAGUGAAAGACUGAAUGGCGCUGAAAUUCUCGUUGGAAACUAUCUGACCAACAAUGGAAACAAUAAUAACAGGUGUGCAGUGGUUACCUCUAUCCCAGCUGGAGGAACACAGAACUUCUACUGUGGAGGCCUGGUUGGCAGAUACGUCAAUAUAAUUUUACGUGGACAAACACAAUAUCUUACUUUAUGUGAAGUUGAAGUCUGGACCGCCGACAAGGAAUGAAAGCCCCGCUUAAAAAGAACAGAUGAUUAAAUAAUAAAGGUUAUACUGUAUUGCCUAAUGUGUCGGUAAUCUGAAGAGAAAAAAAAUAAUAAUCAAAUACUACUUAAUAAAAAUUGUUGAGCAUCA
Molecule: messenger RNA, 892 nt
Organism: Rana temporaria (common frog)
Lineage: Eukaryota; Metazoa; Chordata; Amphibia; Anura; Ranidae
Product: fucolectin-like
Exons: 5
Coding region: 260-766 (168 amino acids)
Source: RefSeq, a predicted model, not a curated record